GAAUACCACUUUUGUGUAAAAUUAAUGGAAUUCCUCCUAAUAGACAUGUAAGCCUUUUCGAUUUGUUAUCCCUGAAUAAUACCUAAUAAUUUAUUGAACUUCUACAACGCUAAAAUAUGCCUACGUCAUGUGUUGCCAAAAGUCAAAAAAUUUGAAUUGUCACAACAAGAAAAGUUCUUUUAGAAUGUUUUAAAAACCCUCUGAUUGAAUUAUAGGAUGAAAACAUACUUGCCUUUUCGUGUUCACUUACACAUAAUUUUAAUCUCUUUUAAUAGAAUAUUCAUAUCUUAGAAACUUUAAGUAAAAUGUUUGUUAAGGAUCCCUGUGGUGUAGUUUGCAUUCUCAUAACUUACAUGGCUGUUUUCUAUGCUGAUUAUGUUAUUAUAAAAUGGGUCGUUCUUCAGACAAUGCUAGACAGCUUAUGGGGUACAUUUAACGUGGUUAUGUUUAAUACAAUAAUUUUCUUGUUAAUAAUAUCACAUAUCAAAGCAGUUGUGACUGACCCAGGUACUGUUCCCCUUCUGCAAAUGGAGGUAGAUUUUUCAAAUAUGGUUUCUUCAGAUUCUCGUUGUGAAUUUGUCAAUUGGACAGUAUGUUUAAGAUGUGAAACUUAUAGACCACCAAGGGCACACCACUGUAGAAUUUGUCAAAGGUGCAUUAGAAGGAUGGAUCAUCAUUGUCCAUGGAUUAACAAUUGUGUGGGAGAGAGAAAUCAAAAGUUUUUUAUUCAGUUUUUAGUGUAUGUAGGAGUUUUGUCAGUAUAUUCAGCUACUUUAGUGGCAGUAUCUUGGAUAAAAGAAUGUAAAGAAUGCAGUAAUGAUAUUCCUUUAAAAGAAACAAGGAUAUUGCACUCAAUAGUACUCCUACUAGAAAGUGCUUUAUUCGGGCUCUUCGUCGCAGCUAUACUCAUCGAUCAACUGCAGGCGAUUUUUACUGACGAAACUGCUGUGGAGCGAGUCCAAAAGCAGGAGCUUCCUAAGGAUUACAAACCAAAAAUGAUGUUGCUUAGUGAAGUUUGUGGUAAAGAACACCCGGUGUUCUGGUUGUUUCCCUGUUCCUCGGUGCCAAAGAAAAUCGACGCCUCACUCAUGGAUUAUCAAAUUUAAGGAGUUUUUGAUGUAUACCUAUAUAUUUGGAUUGUAUUGAGUGGGAUAAAAUGUCGGUUAUUUUAGAUAUUAGGAUUUAUUAUAAAGAAGUCUUGCUUAAGGAAUUUUAUAUUUUUUGCUGUUUUUUAUUUAUGUUCAAUAUGACCAAUAUUCAAUAUUUUCUAAAUGUAAGUAUGUACCUAUUAGGACAUCUUAUUUUGACUUGAUACAAUCCAAUUUAUAUCACUAAAUUAUUUUCAUACUCUUUUAUACAUUUUGUAUAUUUAGGCUUUUUGAUACCUGCUCUAAAAACUUUACUCAGGUAUUUCAUCACAUACAGGAAUUGUUUAAGACAUUUUAACGUUUAGACUGAUCAUAUUUAUUUCAAUGUCUUCAAAUUUGGACAGGUAUGUCAAAAGAAAGUUUUAAAGUGAUUUAAAAGGCUAAUACUAAAGGGUACCCAAAAUUUCCAACAAUUUGCUUGGGAGAACAUAAACGCAUUAUUUAGAUAAUUUUUUGAGUUUAAAAAAUAUAUUUCAUGACGAACUAGAGACCUAUUUCUUAAAUUAGUCUAAAUACUUUCAAAAGAAAGUUACUGAAUAAAUUAUGGCCAUUAUAGGAAGACAGCAGUUAGUGGAUAAGAUGCAAUUGUGAAUUGUAUUACUACUUUCAAGAACUACGUCACCCAAAUAAUCAUAUAAUUUAGUGAACCUCAGAAAAGUGAUGCACUCAUAAAAACGAUAGGGUUCAUAUUCUUCAGUCUUGCUUCCCCCUUUCUCAUGGGAAUUUGACAAUUUGUAUAAAAAAUAUUUAGACUCUAUAACCCCUAAAUCCUGCCCAUAUAAAAAUAUUUGGGUCCUUUACCUUUUAAGUGUGUCCAUGUAAAAAUAUUGGCCCCUUACCGAUUAAGCCUGAACAUCUAAAAAUAUCUGGUCCUUUUACUCCUUGCA
Molecule: messenger RNA, 2035 nt
Organism: Psylliodes chrysocephalus
Lineage: Eukaryota; Metazoa; Arthropoda; Insecta; Coleoptera; Chrysomelidae
Source: the annotation of a GenBank genome assembly